CCCCCUCGGUACGCCGUUGUUCAAUAUCCCUCGCCGUUCAUAAAAAUGUACAGUUCGUUCUUUUGAAUUACCACAAGCGAUGAUCUACUAAAACUGUUAAUCCACGCGUGCUGCAAAAAUACGCAAAGCGUCGGUUUUCCAGAGACGAGAAACGGUAAUCUGUGUAUUUCUAAGAAGUUUUGUUUGCGGAGCGAAGAUGAUGAGGAGCUCAAAAAACGUGUGCAGGGCCUGCAUGGACGACACCGCCACUCUGGUGGAUCUCUUCGCCGAAAUCCGGGACCCGACGUUCGAUCAGCCGGAGAUGAGGCUUUCCCACAUCCUGGCCCAGUGCACCAAUCGCCCGGUGGAACGCGACGACCUCCUGCCGCAGUACAUUUGCCUGUCCUGCGUCCUGGCCGCCCAGAACGCCUUCCGCUUCAUGUGGAAGUGCGAGCGGAGCUACCAGAGCCACUGCUCCAAGGCCUUUAUGCGAAACGAUCCCCUCAAAACGCACCUUCAGACCCGCGACUACGAGGGCCCGCUCUCCUGCAGCGAGUGCUCCGCCGUGUUUAUCGAAGGCAUUCACCUGGAAAUCCAUCGGAGGGAACACCUGCCGAAGGAGGGGUCUCUACAGUCCGAUUCCACAGAAGAGCUUGACUCGGAGGAAAGCGAUCGAAAGAAGGAUGUCAAACCAAACUGGGCAGAGUACAGCACAAAAGGCAGGACCAAGGAACCCCCGGUGCCGAAACCAAUGGAUUUUAAGGCCUGCGACCUCAGCAAGGAAAAUCUGGAGAUUCACAAUAUUCUUAAGCCCCAGGUGCUUCGCCACGAGGAACCGCUUAACCAUGGCUGUAGUCCUGCGAGUAACACCAGCGAAGAUGCUGACGUCAAAAAGAAGUGGUUCCGAGGCGACAGUUGUAGCAAUACAGAUCAGAAAUCAAGAAAGAAACGGGCCAAGAAACCGAAGUGCGAAAUCUGCCGCAGAACAUUCUGCAGUAAUUCCAGCCUCAAACGGCAUAUGCUCACCCACAACCAUGAUACGGAACCGCUGAAGUGUUCUUACUGCACUGAAGAAUUCCGAUCAGAAAACCUUCUCAAGAGACAUGAGCGUGGUCACUCCGGAGAUCUGUUUCGUUGCCAAUUUUGCUCGUUGGCAUUUUUAGACACGAAAAGUUUGCGGCAGCACCAGAAGCGCAUUCAUGGUAACCGGCUGGGAUCGACCGAGGAGAAGAGCGCGUCCAAACGAAUGGCUAGCCGUUUGGCUGUUCGGAAACAAUCAAUGAAAAAAGAAGUCUAGUUUAAGAGCCUCAACGAUUUGAAACAGUAUAUGUUAUUACAAAAUAUUCAUUUGUUGACUGAAAGCUUAAUUGUUUGUUUUAUAAAACAAUCACUUUCUUUUCUACAUUGUAUUAUUAGUUUAAUCUUAUCAAUAUCAUUCGAAACCCGAUAACGGACGGAAAUAACUUAAAUAUUUAUUAAAUUUUAAGAUCGCUAUUGUUAAAACGACCUGAAAUAUCGUUUAUUAUUAUUAAUCUUUUCAAACUUGACUAAAAAAAUAAACUGACUUGGUUUCUCAUAUCCUAGUUCUUUAGUUUAUAAAUUUUAUGCACGGCCACCAAAUUUGGUUGCUCAAGCCGCUAAGCCAAAACAAAUUAAAAACAAAAAAAAUAGGAUCUUUGAAAAAUAAAUAAAAUAUAUAUUAUAUUCGUAAUUAACAAAGGAA
Molecule: messenger RNA, 1702 nt
Organism: Drosophila biarmipes
Lineage: Eukaryota; Metazoa; Arthropoda; Insecta; Diptera; Drosophilidae
Exons: 4
Coding region: 197-1276 (359 amino acids)
Biological process (GO): regulation of transcription by RNA polymerase II
Cellular component (GO): nucleus
Molecular function (GO): RNA polymerase II transcription regulatory region sequence-specific DNA binding; DNA-binding transcription factor activity, RNA polymerase II-specific; zinc ion binding
Source: RefSeq, a predicted model, not a curated record